AUGGACCCUGCCUCCCCGCCACGCGCCAAAGCGACGCUAGGCAAGCAGAAACUCCCGAUGCGGCUGAUUGGGGACAAGACGCGGCGCGGGGUGACGUUUAGUAAGCGGAAAAAUGGGUUGUUGAAGAAGGCGUACGAACUGACCCGGCUAACAGGAACCCAAGCGCUGCUGCUGAUCGCCUCCGAAACGGGGCAGGUCUACACCUUCGCCACGCCUCGGUUGCAGCCCGUGCUCAACUCGGACGCCACGCGGGAGCAUAUACAGAGGUGUUUGAAUGAUGGGGAU
Messenger RNA from Fimicolochytrium jonesii, 285 nucleotides. RefSeq lists its product as uncharacterized. The transcript has 2 exons. Gene Ontology annotation, biological process: positive regulation of transcription by RNA polymerase II. Gene Ontology annotation, molecular function: protein dimerization activity; DNA-binding transcription factor activity, RNA polymerase II-specific; RNA polymerase II cis-regulatory region sequence-specific DNA binding. The record is from RefSeq and is a predicted model, not a curated record. The annotation marks the transcript as partial. Lineage: Eukaryota; Fungi; Chytridiomycota; Chytridiomycetes; Spizellomycetales; Powellomycetaceae.